AAUGUUCGUGAAAGGCCCUCGGAAAAGGCUUUGCAUGUGUCUUCGUGACAGCUUUCAGGGCACUUGAGACGGUGAAGCGAAUAUGAGGAGACCUAAUAUUUUGCUCACGGGUACUCCAGGUGUUGGUAAAACUACACUAGGCAAAGAAAUCGCUGCAAGAACAGAUAUGACUUACAUUAAUGUGGGUGAUUUGGCCAAAGAAGGGGAGUUAUAUGAAGGCUUUGAUGAAGAAUAUGAAUGUCCAAUUCUGGAUGAAGACAGAGUAAUUGAUGAAAUGGAAGACAAGAUGUGUGAAGGUGGUGUUAUAGUUGACUAUCACAGCUGUGACUUCUUUCCUGAGCGUUGGUUUAACAUAAUUUUUGUGCUACGUACUGAAAACUCAUUCUUAUAUGACAGAUUGGAAAGCAGGGGUUACAAAGGAAAAAAGCUUCAAGACAAUAUUCAGUGCGAAAUUUUUCAGACUAUUUAUGAAGAGGCCAUGUCAUCUUAUCAGGAAGAAAUUGUACAUCAGUUGGCCAGCAACACUCCAGAGGAUAUGGAGCAGAAUUUAGAUCAGAUUAUACAGUGGAUUGAACAGUGGAUAAGAGACAACAAUUAACUUUGGAAUAUAUGAUGCCAAUAAAUAAGAUAUUUAUAAAAAGAACUUCAUCCCAAUAAAAUUGACAUGCUCUCAUGCAGUAAGUUACACUUGCUGUUUCAAAGUAAUAGUUGCCUCUUUAAGAAAAUCAAAUAGUUUUGCAGGUCCAUAUGAAUGCAGAAAUCAAACACUAUUUACAUUUAAAAAUGUAAAAACCUGGAAUUUGGUAUUGGGUAUCAAAUAUUCUCUUUGAAGACAGUUUUGAAAAGACGAAUAACAAACAUGA
Molecule: messenger RNA, 863 nt
Organism: Varanus komodoensis (Komodo dragon)
Lineage: Eukaryota; Metazoa; Chordata; Lepidosauria; Squamata; Varanidae
Gene: AK6
Product: adenylate kinase 6
Exons: 5
Coding region: 83-598 (171 amino acids)
Cellular component (GO): cytoplasm; nucleus
Molecular function (GO): ATP hydrolysis activity; ATP binding; AMP kinase activity
Source: RefSeq, a predicted model, not a curated record